AUGAAUAUGCAUAUGAAACGUUCAUUCGUUCAAUUGAUGGAUUUAUCUGACGAAAUACUUCUGAUUAUUUUUGAGGAAUUAAAUAAUGUCGAAAUGCUCAAUUCUUUAAUGGGUAUUAACACACGGCUCGAUAAAAUUCUACGUCAUCCAAUGUUUACUAGUCAUUUAACGUUAAUGAGAUCGUCAUCAAAUAAACUUUUCCAUCCUUUGGCUGAUAUUAUGGUUGAUCGGUUUUGUUCUCAAAUAUUGCCUCAAAUUCAUCAUAAUAUCGAAUGGCUCAAUCUCGAAUUAUUAUCUGUGGGACGUGUUCUUCAUGCUUCCGAUUAUCCUAAUUUAUAUGGAUUGGGUCUUUACCAAAUUAAUUAUGAUGCCACUCUACGUCUCUUUAGUGAUAAAUCUGAUCUAGUUCGCAUCUUCAAAAAUCAGAUUUCUCGACUUGUUAUGACAGUUUAUGAAUACAAAGAACAAUCUUACAAAGAAAAAGUGAUAACGACUCUGCUUACUCGUAUAUUUACUGUGUUUACAAAUCUAACUUAUUUAAAUUUGAAUAAGUUUACAUGUAUUGACAUUGAUCGUCAGAAUGUUUCUACACCUACAACUUUUUCUUCUUCAACUCUGGUGGAAUUGCAUGUAAAUGUGGCUCGUUUCGGCGAUUGCCUUUAUUUACUCGAUGGUCGUUUCGAUCAACUUCGUUCAUUCUAUCUUAGAAUUUCUAUCAUUUCCAGCGAUCUGAUGAAUCCAUCGUCAAUAAUCGAUAAUAAAAGAGAGUUGCCUAAUUCGAAAUGUUUUUCGUUGAGUUCUAAUCGUGGAACAAGUGAUUAUGAUGAAUUAAUCUUGCCACUUUUACAUCGAAUGUCAAAUCUUGAAAGAUUAACUUUAUAUCUUGUGCUCUACCGUUACACAUCAUUUAUCGAUGGUAAUCAUUUGAAAAAAGACAUUAUCAACCAAUUACCAAGAUUAAAUAAAUUAUUAUUUAAUAUUUAUUCAUUCAUAAACAUUAACGAUUUAAUGUGUCACACAUCAAAUGAAGAUGUUCAAUGUACAUUCAAAAAUUUCAGUUACUAUAAAAUAAGUUCCUCUGUGGAUUAUUUUCCAAAAGAAGAAAAGAGUCUAUGUCAUAUAUACUCACAUCCUUACAGACUGAAGCGUUACGAUCAUAUAACAAAUAAUUUUCCAGGUGGAUUAUUCAAAUGCGUUGAAGAAAUAUCGCUAUUUGAUGAACGUCCUUUUGAACACGAAUUUUUUGAUUCGACUUUCUAA
Molecule: messenger RNA, 1260 nt
Organism: Rotaria socialis
Lineage: Eukaryota; Metazoa; Rotifera; Eurotatoria; Philodinida; Philodinidae
Source: the annotation of a GenBank genome assembly